Messenger RNA from Triticum dicoccoides, 2490 nucleotides. RefSeq lists its product as uncharacterized. NCBI's taxonomy places the organism in Eukaryota, Viridiplantae, Streptophyta, Magnoliopsida, Poales, Poaceae. The transcript has 4 exons. Bases 116 to 2173 code for a protein of 685 amino acids. The record is from RefSeq and is a predicted model, not a curated record.
GCCAACGAAGGGCAUUGCAAAGCCGAGAUCACCCUAACUGCAUGAACCUUGCCAGCAUACUCUUCGACCAUCACCAAAGAAACUACCUCGGGCACAAGAGGAAAUCUGUAAAAUAAUGGAGAGCAUGCUAAAACUAUUUAGUGAAUGGGAGAUUCAGCUGCUUGUGCUUUCCAGCUUCAUGCUACAAACAUUCCUCUUCUUUACUGGGAGCCUUCGGCUACGUGGCACCAACGGUUUUCUUAGAGGCGCCAUUUGGGUAGCUUAUUUAGCGGCAGACUUGGUGGCAGUUUUUGCCCUUGGCUUUAUGUCACGACAAAGGGAAUCCACCACGGAAAGGGGCACAAUAAGGGAAACCCACCCGCUGUCCUUCUUGUGGGCGCCUUUUCUCCUCAUUCAUCUCGGCGGACAAGACACCAUCACUACAUUCGCCAUAGAGGACAACAGUUUGUGGCUAAGGCAGAUGUAUAAUUUGACAGCCCAAGUGGUCCUGGCCUUGUAUGUUUUCUGGAAGUCGACUGGUUUGCGCAACAUGCAACUUCUUCUCCCAGGCAUCUUUAUAUUUGUUGCUGGAGUCAUCAAGUAUGUGGAGAGGACACUGGCUCUCAUGUACGGGGAUAACAAGGAUUCCGAUAGGAAAGAAAACAAGUAUACAGACACGGCACUAGAUCAUGAGGAUGCUAUCUACCCUAGGAUUGUUUGUUACGCUUUGGAUUGUGCGCCCGUCAUCCGACAUCUAUUCGCUGGGCGCACACUAUACCAGAUAGAAAAAGACAUUGCUCGAGAAGACAAAUUUGAUGAAGGCCAGGUUGUCAAGUUGAUCAAUGUUGAACUUGGAAUCAUGUAUUAUGAUCUAUACACUAAGGCUGCAGUGCUUCGGACAAGAAGUGGCAUUAUACUCCGAUGCAUAUCCCAAGUAUCGGCCACGGUUGCCAUGGUGCUCUUCGCAAUUAGCAACAAGCGACAAUAUAACAUAGCCGACGUUGUAAUCACAUACGCAUUGUUUAUCGGAGGUUUUUCCCUGGAAGUUUUUGCAAUGUUUAUGAUGGUCAUGGUGUCACCUUGGACAUGGGCAUGGUUGAAGGCCAACAAGUGUCGUUGGCUCGCCCGCAUGUCUUGGAUUCUUCUCUCCAGCAAUAUCAUCGGGUGGCCGGAGGAGAAGACACUGUGGUCCAACAGCAUGGGGCAGUACAGUUUUCUGAGCUACAUUGGCUGUGAAACACCAAGUAGCAUGUCGGGACAGGCGAUGUGCAUGAUCAGGAAGAUAGCGAAGGCAGUUGGCGCUGGAGGGGCCGGAAAGUUGUUUUGGCUGAGCAAGCUGCUAGACACCAAGUCCGAGGUGGUGGACAAGCAGAUCACAGAGAGUUUCAUAAAGGUGAUUGACUCGUAUGCCUUCUCUUUCCCCCAGCCACAGUGGCGACACCUCGGUCCGUUCCUGAAGCGGCAACUAUCAGGCGACGCCGCGGAUUUCAACGAUCUGGUGCUCCAGUUGCACUUGCUGACGGAGGUGCAGCUCAGCAUUGUUUCAGUGUCUACGAGAAUCAACAUGGAUGAUGCCGAAACAGGCGUUUUGGUCCGCCACUGCCGGAAACUAUCCAACUACAUGAUGUACAUUGUUGCAAUACAUGCAACUUCCAUGUUGCAGGUCAUUGGUUCUAGUCCCGGGGAGCUGCUCGAAAGCGCACAUAAGCGUGUGAGACCCAUAGGCGGCGACAAGACGGCCAUCCUGCGGGAGCUGAGAGAUGCUCGUGUGGGUGAGAACAUGCAGCCUAAUUUGUUUAAAGAAACACUAGAGGAAAUCAGGGACAUGUGGGCGAGGAUCAUCAUGUACGCCGCCGGCAAGUCCCGACCGGAGAAGCACGCGGCGCAGCUCGCCAGGGGAGGGGAGCUGCUCACCUUCGUCUGGCUGCUCAUGAUCCACAAGGGGGUUGGGGAUACCGCGCUAAACAGGGUCGAGCUUACCAGCAAUCCUACUGCUUUCGAUCUUGAGGUGUUAUACGCCUUGGAUUUUCACCAAGAUAGAUCAGCGUCAGCGUCAUCAUCAGCUGGUGACGCCUCUCCCUCGGCGUCCUCCACCUCCACCCCACCGCCAUCCUCUUCUCCGCCCAACACCAACAACGUGGCCUCGCCGCCGACCUCUACUUCUCCCCCUAAACCCCAGGGUGAGGGAGCAUAAUGGAGCAACAAGAAUGGUAGAUAAGAAAACCAAUGUGUGUGCCCUGCUGUCUGCUAUCAUAGAUAAGAAAAACCAGUGUGUUCCUUUCAUCGAUUUUUCUUUUUUGAAACGGAGGCAAAAUUCGUUUCACCAAUUUGGUGUGGCUUUUAUUUGACUGCAGCUUUCCUUGAUGUAUUUGAUGCACCUUUUUUUACUAGACUCCCAGAGAGACACCUUGCACUUUUGAUCAGGUAUACAGUCCACAAAUUCAGUGUGUAUGUUUAGCGUGACAGAUUUUUCUCUGUAGUGUGGUGUAACGGAAUGAUGUCCAGAAAUUC